AUGGCGCAUGUUGGGGGAGGGUGGAGAGGAGGAGACACAAUGAUCAGUAAUAGGCCUCCCAGGCCUGAUCUGCCGCCUCCUCGGCUUGCUCCUCCUCCCACCACGCACAGAAAAACCCGCUUAGAAGUUAGCGUUGAGGCGCCGCAGAUCAAAAACAACGCUGAGAGGCGUUCUCUCUUCGGGAUUUACGGCACUCGUAAUAACUCAGCAGAAUCUCGACCUUCAGUGUAUCAUUAUUUUACCGUUGAUCCCGGUGAAUCGUUUUUCACGGUUCUUCCAUUGACACCAAGCCGCUAUUUUGGACCAGAAUUCAAAGCAAUUAAUGGAUCGUGUUUGCGGUUAGAGUUCAAGGCUUCAAAUGAGCCGCCUGAUGAGACCUCACUUGCUAUCACACGUCUCGAGGUGUAUCAAGAGCGGAAGCGAGGCCGCCAGACCUACACCAGGUACCAGACCCUCGAACUCGAGAAGGAGUUCCACUUCAACCGCUACCUGACGCGGCGACGGAGGAUAGAGAUCGCCCACGCCCUCUGCCUCACCGAGCGGCAGAUCAAAAUAUGGUUCCAGAACCGUAGGAUGAAGUGGAAGAAGGAAAACAAGAGCAAAGUGGAGAAUGGAAACCCCCUUUCAGAAACCCCUACCCCAACUUCCCCAACGCAGUGA
This is a messenger RNA of Procambarus clarkii (red swamp crayfish), 660 nucleotides long. NCBI's taxonomy places the organism in Eukaryota, Metazoa, Arthropoda, Malacostraca, Decapoda, Cambaridae. The record is from RefSeq and is a predicted model, not a curated record.